Gasterosteus aculeatus aculeatus (three-spined stickleback) is the source of this 2862-nucleotide messenger RNA. Lineage: Eukaryota; Metazoa; Chordata; Actinopteri; Perciformes; Gasterosteidae. The record is from RefSeq and is a predicted model, not a curated record.
UCUGUUCAUGUCAUAAAUAGGCUGUGGGCAGAGCUCUGAGACUCAGCUGGGACUGUUUGAAGCAAGGGAAGGGGUCACUGAGUGUUUUAUCUGGGGACACAACGAUUUGAGGCUAGCAGACCUUUCAAGGGUCUUUUUUUAAAACGCAGAUAAGAGCUUUGGCAAGUGGCUGGAGAGGAGCACUCAAAACAAGCCCUGGAACCGCAAACCUCACCAGACACCAGAUUGUGGAAUACUUUAUUUCCACCAAACCUUCAAAAGUAGUUUUCAGUCACAUGUUUCCUGACAUCCAGCUCUUCUUUCCCUAUUCUACAGUCUCCGGAGUGUGUUAUCGGAGUGUAACAGUGAGGCUGCUCUUCUCCACUGGUCAUCAGUGAAAAUAUCCGUCUCCAUUAAAGGAAGAGCACAUUUGCUAUUAGAGGACUAAUGAGCGAAGACUGCUCUAUCAGCAGUCGGCACUAUCAGCAGGUCCUCCAGUAGAGGAAGGCUAAGGUCUCUCGGUUUUAAAAUGGAUCCCAAAGACAAGCCAAGUGACUUAUGUCAAGUGGACAUCCUUAUCUAUGAAAGAUGAGGCGGCUCUCUCUCGCGAUGGCCCCAGUACUCUCAAGGCAGCCAGGCAGAGAGCAGGCUACCAUCAUAGAGGAGAGGCGCUCUGAUUUUUUGUUUCCAGAGUUGAGAAUUAAAACCAGGCGACAGUGUGGAUGAGGCCGGGUUGGGAAGCUCCGAUCAGGUCUUCCGCAAACAGGUUUACGAUGUAAAGUCAAGCAGGGAAGAAGUGAAUCGGACCAGAGCAGACUGCUCUUCUCCAGGCAGCUCAAAGCAGCCGGCAGCCACGGACCGCCAUGACGGAGUGGACACUGCUCAAGAGACUCCUGGACGCUGUGCACCAACACUCCACCAUGAUCGGUCGCCUGUGGCUCACCGUCAUGGUCAUUUUCCGGCUGCUCAUCGUUGCUGUGGCCACUGAGGACGUGUACACCGACGAACAGGAGAUGUUUGUGUGCAACACGCUGCAGCCGGGAUGCUCCACCGUCUGCUACGACGCCUUUGCGCCAAUCUCGCAACCUCGCUUCUGGGUCUUCCACAUCAUCAGCGUCUCCACGCCAUCCCUCUGCUUCAUCAUCUACACGUGGCACAACCUGUCCAAGCUGCCCCACAAUGGCACCCAGAGGCAACGGCUGGGACAAGGAGGUAUCCCAAGGCCGGGAGGCCCGGAUGUCGGGCAAGGCAGUGGACGCGAGGUGUACGAUCGGAGCUGUGACUCAGACAGCUGCUCAAUUCGCUCCCAUAAGCACUUGGGUCACAGUUUGGCGGAUGUGCUAGAGGGCGUUACAGCUCACAACCUCCGGAGGGGAGACCACAACAAAGCGAUGUCCUUGAGUCCUGCUCGAGGUUACGCCGUCCUAGAGGCGACUCAAGAGGCCUCUGGAGGCGUUCUGUCUAAAUGUUACAUCUUCCAUGUGUGUUUGCGGGCUGUUCUGGAGGUGAGUUUUGUGGUGGCCCAGUGGAAGCUGUUUGGCUUCCAGGUACCUGUCCAUUUCCUUUGUACGUCUGUCCCCUGCAGCCAGCCGGUGGACUGCUACGUCUCCAGGCCCACGGAGAAGACCAUUUUCUUGCUCUUCAUGUUUUGUGUGGGGAUUUUCUGCAUCCUGCUCAACCUGCUGGAGCUCAACCACUUGGGCUGGAAGAAGAUCAGACAGUCUGUGAGGCUGAAGGAGAGGGCGUCCUGGGGAGGCUGUCCAGGUAUGAAAGGGGGGUAUGAAACCUUCCCCCCAGACAGCCCCUGUCUCACAACCUCGUUAGGCUACAGGGACGUGACCAGCACCACUUCCCUGCCCACUUUGGACCUGGUGGUGGGGCACCAGCCUGACUGGACCUGCGCUGUGAACUGUGGCAGGAUGAGGGAGCAUGAGGAGGUCAGAGAGACGAGACCAGAUCAAACAAAGUCACAGGACUCCCAUAAAGGAGAGAGGCAGCCUCUGAAGAGUAAGACGGCGAUCAGAGAGUACAAACAGAGGAGUGCUGAGGUCUGGAUAUAGGCUACAACCUUUGCUGUAGUGUGACUCGUGGAUCUCACUUUGGAGCUUAAAGGGUCCCCAACAACAUGUAAUAGUUCACAUUGUAGAUUCAUCCAAUUUUUUUUUAAAUUUAAGGCUCUUUAUUCAACGCAAAGUACUUCUAAGUAAAAUUGUUUGUUGGCAUAUUCAUCCAGAACCAGGACAUUUUUGUGAAAUGUUAAAAGUAAAUAAAAAUGGCGAUUUUUUAUUGCGUACAAUAAACUAAUUUCUUUUGAAUAGAUACAAGUUGUAACAGAAGUUAAUAUUUCCGAGGUAGGAUGCAGUCUAGCUAUGCAAUUAAUAUCACAGAGGAAGGACUCUAUGGCACUAAACAGAUCAUUUUAAAUGAUUGUCCAGUAGACUACUGGUUACAUGUGACCAUACAGCUAUAACAGGGGACAAAAGUUGACAUGUAAUUCGCCCCUCUCUCUCUGGCUGUCAGACAUGUUCUGUAUAUCUUCUACGUAAUCCGUCAAAGAAAGAUACAAAUGCGGGUUGAAUCCAUUCCUGGGUAGUUUCAGAUUUGAAGUGAGGUUUUCUAUGUCGAGUAGGGAUCCUCCCGGUGAAACGUAUGAUAUAAAUCGUUGUAAUUGGAUUCAUUGUCUGAAUAAAGGUCUGUCCUAUUCAUUAACCUGUAACAUGUAGCGCUACUAGGAAAAAAAUCACCUGCAACCCAGUGUCUUGAAACUAUCACAACCGUUGUUGUUGAGUGGAAACCCCCAAAUGCUCUUUCCAAAAAUAACUGCAUGUCAAUGCUGGGUGUCCUGAAAACAUUAAAAUAGCAACAUUAAUACUGAUAACCGUG